Messenger RNA from Poecile atricapillus (Black-capped chickadee), 946 nucleotides. It is a transcript of the gene C5H2orf76, whose product is annotated as chromosome 5 C2orf76 homolog. NCBI's taxonomy places the organism in Eukaryota, Metazoa, Chordata, Aves, Passeriformes, Paridae. Bases 337 to 756 code for a protein of 139 amino acids. The transcript is spliced from 8 exons. The record is from RefSeq and is a predicted model, not a curated record.
AGGGCGGCGGGGAGAGGCGGGGGCUGCGGUUCUGGGACUGUGGUUCUGGGACUGUUGUGGGUCCCGGGGCUGUUGUGGGUCCCGAGGCUGUUGUGGGUCCCGACAGGUUCCUCUCUCCCAGAGGAAUGGGCCACCAGCGCCUCCCACCUGCCUUCUUGUCCCCGUGGAGGCGCGGGGUGUGUUUUUCCAUGUUGCUUUGGAGCAAGUGAGUUGAAUGCUGUGCCCUUUGCUGCACUCCCCGAGUCACCAGCCCAUGUGGAAUAGCACCAAGAAAACAUCCGUCUUUGCUGUUUAGUAUAAAUCGAGUUAUUUUCAGGUUAUUCAGUAUUAAUUCUCAUGUCAGCAGAAAGCUCGACCGUCACAGUUCGUCUUGUGCGCUCUUUUGAGCACCGUAAUUUCAGACCUGUGGUGUACCAUGGCGUCCCCUUGGAUCAGACAGUGAAGGAGUUCAUCGCUUUUGUGCGCAAGGAUGUGUCUUCAAGAACAGGACUUCCUCCUCCUUUUAAAAAUUACAAGUAUGAUACAAUGAAGAUUAUUCACCAAGCACACAAAUCUAAGACCGGUGAACUUGUAGUGAGUUUGGAAGAUGAUGACAAACUGAUUUUGAAGGAAGACAGCACGCUGAAAGCAGCUGGAGUAGGUUACUUGGCUCUCCUGUUUCCUGCGAUUUAUUUUCUGGUUUUAAGUGACUUGGGAUGUCUCUUCAGUGUUUUCCUCUGGUGUGAACUACAACUGGUCCCAAUAUACCUUUCCUAAAGCAAAUGAGACGGAAUUAGCAUUCUUCUGUGAGGAAGAUUACAGAAACUACAGAGCUAAUCCUGUUUCGGCCUGGUGAAGAUCCCAAGAGAUUGUUUUGUUUUCCCAUACCUGUUGUAAAUUUUCCUUAUUCUGCUUAAUGAGAUUUUUCUUAAAGAUCAAUAAAUCCUAGAGGAUUUCUUUGCAAACA